AUGAGAUUAUCUGAAUCUGUUUCAAUUAUCACUCUUUGCCAUUGUCUUUCCAUUGUUGUUCUGGUUGCUAUCACUGUUGCCAAUGUCUCAGCCGUUAGCGCAGUAGUUAAGCCUAGAGGUUGUGCAAGGGCCAUAAUGUAUGUUUCUGAAAGCCUGUUGAAAAGAGAGUUCGGCGCCAGGAAUGAUGCUGGUUAUGCAGGUAUUGGUGGAGUUUUACGUGGAGCUGAUGGCUGUUUCCGUGCUGCUUUUGCGCACUAUAUUCACAAGAACUCUAAUAAUGUGGCCGAGUUGUGGGCUAUUCGGGACGAAAUGCAGUUGGAAGCUAGCAUUGGUGUCACCAAUCUGAUUGUUGAAAGCGACUCCGACUAUGCUAUUAGCCUUUGUAAACACCAGCAUAAUGCUACUUGGUAUUGUACAGGACUGUUGAGAGAUAUUUUGGACUUGUCUCUUUCUUUUGAUCAUGUUAGUUUCCAACACCACUAUAAGGAGGGGACUUAUGCAGCUGAUAGUUUGUCCAAAAAAGCUGCUAAUGAAUGUAUAUCUUGUGUAUGGGUUGAUUCCCCACCUGGUUUUUUGGGUAAUGUUUUGUCUAGUGAUGUUAUGGGGAGAGCCUUCCCCGGUUUGUAA
This is a messenger RNA of Papaver somniferum (opium poppy), 627 nucleotides long. RefSeq lists its product as uncharacterized. NCBI's taxonomy places the organism in Eukaryota, Viridiplantae, Streptophyta, Magnoliopsida, Ranunculales, Papaveraceae. The record is from RefSeq and is a predicted model, not a curated record. The transcript has 2 exons. Bases 1 to 627 code for a protein of 208 amino acids. Gene Ontology annotation, molecular function: RNA-DNA hybrid ribonuclease activity; nucleic acid binding.